This is a messenger RNA of Euleptes europaea (tarantolino), 1034 nucleotides long. It is a transcript of the gene RING1, whose product is annotated as ring finger protein 1. Lineage: Eukaryota; Metazoa; Chordata; Lepidosauria; Squamata; Sphaerodactylidae. Gene Ontology annotation, cellular component: ubiquitin ligase complex; PcG protein complex. The record is from RefSeq and is a predicted model, not a curated record. The coding region runs from base 6 to 1028 and encodes 340 amino acids. The transcript is spliced from 6 exons. Gene Ontology annotation, molecular function: chromatin binding; ubiquitin protein ligase activity. Gene Ontology annotation, biological process: negative regulation of DNA-templated transcription.
CCGCCAUGGCGACUCCGGCCAACGCUCAGAACGCCACCAAGACCUGGGAGCUGAGCCUCUACGAGCUGCACCGGACCCCCCAGGAGGCCAUCAUGGAUGGGACGGAGAUCGCCGUCUCCCCGCGCAGCCUGCACAGCGAGCUGAUGUGCCCCAUCUGCCUGGACAUGCUCAAGCACACCAUGACCACCAAGGAGUGCCUCCACCGCUUCUGCUCCGACUGCAUCGUCACGGCCCUGCGCAGCGGGAACAAGGAGUGCCCGACCUGCCGGAAGAAGCUGGUCUCUAAGCGGUCCCUGCGGCCUGACCCCAACUUCGACGCCCUCAUCUCCAAGAUCUACCCGAGCCGGGAUGAGUACGAGGCCCACCAGGAUCGGGUGCUGGCCAAGCUGAACCGCCUCCACAACCAGCAGGCCCUGCGGAGCAGCAUGGAGGAGGGCCUCAAGAUGCAGGCCAUGACCAGGGGACAGCGCGUCCGCAAGCACCCGCAGGAGUCGGACAACACCACGUUCAGCGGCGGGGAGGACAACUGCGACAGCCGCUCGCACCUCAGCAACGCCUCGGCCCCCAGCCAGCCCGAGGCCGGCCCCAGCCGCAAGCGCUCUCGCGCCUCGGACGAGUCGGGCCCGGAGCCAGAGACCUCGCACGAGGGGGGGCGGGGCAGCCCGGAGCCGGGGGCCGAGCCCAGCAGCAGCGAGAUCGAGCUGGUCUUCCGGCCCCACCCUGUCCUGGUGGAGAAGGGCACCUACUCCCAGACCAGGUAUGUCAAGACCACAGCCAACGCCACGGUGGACCACCUCUCCAAGUACCUGGCCUUGCGCAUCGCCCUAGAGGAGGCGCCAGGGCCCGGCCCGGAAGCCCCCGCCCUCGAAGACGUGAGCGAGAAGCAGUACACCAUCUACAUUACCACGGCCGGAGGGGCCUUCACGACGCUGAACGGAUCCGUGACGCUGGAGCUGGUGAACGAGAAGUACUGGAAGCUCAGCCGGCCCCUGGAACUCUACUACGCCCCCACCAAAGAGCAGAAGUGAGGCCAG